UUUGAUAGAAUCAUCUUCUACAAUCUCGCGGAAAUUGCGAAAUCUCUUUUGUGUUUGGGAGCAGAUACUUUAUCAUUGCCACCCACGCGUUGUGCGGGCUAUCUUUGGAAAUUUACGGUCUACUACUCUGUAGGUAAAAUCGCGUGAAUAUUAUACCAUUUUUUUGGCCAGGGUUAAUAAGGGCCGACGUGAUGCCGUCCAUAUCGGUUAACGUUGCAACGCAUCAGAAGCCGAAGCCACAGGCUGGAGACGGCAGUCAUGCUCUCUGGAAGUCAGCUAAAGCCGGUGUAUGCAAAACGCGAGAAAAAGCGCGCCGGAAGGCCAUCCGAAUAUUCGGAGACAACAACGAUUCGAAGAAAACUGACCCAAGCGUAACGCAGACUGAGACAGCUGUUAUGCCGUUUAUACCAUCUGGCGUGCGGAAAUGCUGCUGUGUCUUCGCGGAAUGCUGCGCCUGGGCCUGUUGUGUGUUAAUGGUCCUGAACAUUGUGCCGCUCUUAUCCUUGGGAAUUUGGGGACUUAAGUUUCAAUCCCGAAUUUGUUCCCCAGAUGUAAGUGGUCGGAUUUCUACUGGGAAUGUCUCGAUGCAAGUUCCUGUAGAACAGGACGACGUAUUUAAAUGGCUGGACUUCAACCCGGAACAGAAAGGCGCGGCUGGUGUUCUGCAUGCUUGGGAUCGUCCGGAAACUGUUUUGCGCAAACUCUGUUUUGCCGUUGACUGCGAAUGGGAAGACUCUCAUAGUCGACUCUUGCCACCAACUUGUAAACGCAUAAUCGGAUGGCAAAAUGCGUGGCGAUUGUGGGAUAUCUCGAUCAUGGCGAUAGUCUGCGGCUCAUUCCAAAUCAUGGGUUUGCUGCUCCUCGCCGUGGAGGAGGUUUGCGGUAGCGGUGGGGUUGGACUGUGGUUCUUCAUGGUCGGCUUUUUACUUUCGCUGCUGUACUAUUACCUUAUAGCGAACGAUUUGUUCAUUAUCGUUAAAGCACUAUCCUGGUAAAAAUCUACUUAUGCUUCUAUCCAUAAUGAUAUCAAACCGGCUGUUUUUGUCCAUGCUUGUCUUCUAAAUGUGCAGAUGUCAGAAUAAUUAUUAGAUGUACCUAUCUGUAUAUCGAGAAUCGGGAUUUUUCUGUAUUUACACAGCGACAUAUUUUUAAGCAAUUUCGA
Paramacrobiotus metropolitanus is the source of this 1162-nucleotide messenger RNA. RefSeq lists its product as uncharacterized. Bases 192 to 995 code for a protein of 267 amino acids. Lineage: Eukaryota; Metazoa; Tardigrada; Eutardigrada; Parachela; Macrobiotidae. The record is from RefSeq and is a predicted model, not a curated record. The transcript is spliced from 3 exons.